UGGAACCUUGCGGAAAGAAGUUCUGUUCAGAGGGAAGAAUAAUGUCCCAAGACUCACGUAGGAGCCUGGGGAAAGGAAGUUCUCCCCCGGGUCCAGUACCAGAUGGAGUCAUCCGUGUCUACAGCAUGAGAUUCUGCCCCUUUGCCCAGAGAACUCUGCUUGUCCUGAAGGCCAAAGGAAUCAAGCAUGAAAUUGUCAAUAUUAACCUGAAAAACAAACCUGAGUGGUUCUUUAAGAAGAAUCCCUUUGGUCUGGUACCAGUUCUGGAGACCAGUAAAGGUCAACUAGUCAAUGAAUCUUUAUCACCUUGUGAGUAUCUGGAUGAAGCCUACCCAGGGAAGUUGUUCCCAGAGGAUCCCUAUGAGAAAGCUUUUCAGAAGAAUUUUGAGUUGUUCUCUAAGGUACCAACUUUGUGUAAGAAUUCUUUGAUAGCGGCAAGGAAUGGAGAAGACUAUUCCACUCAGAAAGCAGAAUUGCGUAUGGUGUUCAGCAGCCUGGAGGAGGUUCUUACUCGUCAGAAGACAACCUUCUUUGGUGGGAACAGUAUAUCCAUGAUUGAUUACCUCAUUUGGCCCUGGUUUGAACGUCUGGGAUUAUUUGGGAUAUCAGACUGUGUGGACCACACUUCGAAACUUAAGCUCUGGAUAGCAGCCAUGAAGAAGGAUGCUACAGUAACAGCCCUGCUUAUGGAAGAGAAAGCUGCUAAAAAUUUCAUUGAUCUCUAUUUUCAGAACAGUCCUGAGGCCUGUGAUUAUGGUCUGUGAGGGGAGAGUGAUCAGCAGAAAAGGUGCUACAUCUUGUUCUCUGGGUUUUUCUCCAUACUUAAUAAAAAUUAUAUGCUAUA
Molecule: messenger RNA, 844 nt
Organism: Dromiciops gliroides (monito del monte)
Lineage: Eukaryota; Metazoa; Chordata; Mammalia; Microbiotheria; Microbiotheriidae
Product: glutathione S-transferase omega-1-like
Biological process (GO): glutathione metabolic process
Cellular component (GO): cytoplasm
Molecular function (GO): glutathione transferase activity; glutathione dehydrogenase (ascorbate) activity
Source: RefSeq, a predicted model, not a curated record